ACUCGGCACUCGCGGCCGCGGCCCUCAUUCACUCAGUCCUCUGCCGACUACUUCGGCGAACGCACGCGCCCGGUCCGCGCUGCAGAUGUUAGUGUACGAUUUCGACAUCGACUCGCAACUCGGACUUUUACCGUGACAGUGAACACAACUUUUUCGAAUAUGGGUUAAACACCCCCCGAAACGCGAUGAGUCCGGGCGAGCGCGCCGCCCUCGGGCGUCGCGAUCCCGCUCGCCCCCAGUAUCCUACCAGCGCACCGGGUUUCCCGCCGCCCUACUACCCGCCCUACGGUGUGCCGCACCCGAAUGCGUGGCUUGGCGCGCCUCUCAUAUCCAUGGCGGGACGUGCACCACCUUCUCGGAAUACUCCAGUCUCCAAGUUGGCAAUACACGCUCAGGGUGCUCCACUUAUCAUACAGAACAGACACGACAGACGAAAAUACACCACCACACCGGAGCAGCGCAACCAACAGAGGCAACCAGCGCAUGCGGAGCAUACUACUAGAGAUAAAUGCGAUACACCCGAAAGCAACAGGCUCCACAGUCAGCAGCAGCAAGCGCGUUCCACGCGAGGCGGACGUAAUAACAACAACAACAACAACAACACGGAUGCUGUUAGUGUCGCUAGUGACGAGAGUUCCGGCUCUAACAACUCUGAAACUAUGUUGCCCAGAAUUAUAAAACCGCGAAAACGUCGUAAAAAGGAUAGAAAGCCGAACAACUUAAUACCACACGAUUUGACUGCGGUUGGAUUGGAUCUCGUUGAUGUGGAACAUUGUGCAGUUUCGGGCAUCGUGACGAUGCCUCACGGAGUUUAUAAGGAAUCUUAUUGCCGUGAGAUGUCUUUACCAUACCGACUAGACGUGAAAGUGCUGGAGUACCCUGAGCCUGUGCCCGAGACAUACAGAGUUUCAGCGUUAGGUGAAGCGCUGGAAGGUACUAGAUUUGGUUUAUCUGAAGCAGCAUCACCUGCAGAGUCGGCAGUGAGUUCCUGUCAGUGCCGGUAUUGUGACCCUGUUGGACAAAUUUGGGACGCGGAUUCAAUUGCCGAUUUACUUGAUGAGAAUUCCUGUGGUGAUUUUGCGCCUACCAAGUUGGAAGAAUCGAUGAAAGUUGUCGGACCGCUCGGCAGACGAGGUGCAGAUACGACAUUACGACGCAGUUGGAGUGAUCCUUCGUCUCGAGUGCCCGACAGACGUGAAGUGACCAACACUGAAAAUUAUUCUGCACCAAAUCUGUAUUCCUUGUUUCCACCCUCACGACGCGCUAGCUCUCCUGAACCACGUUCGCCAUUGGCUUUGGAAAUAUCCUCUGAAAUCGUUACUUCGAUGAACGGCCACCGUGACUUGGAAAUCAAGUUGUUUUCGACCUCGCCCCCGGCUACGAACUCCGACCGCCGCUCCUUCUUCGCCGAUAAAAGUGAAAGUGCCGUGAACAGAUGUGCGAGUUUCGAUCCAAAAGUGAACAGUGCUGUUAUUAGUGACAGAAAUGGUUUUAGUGCUGAAGGAAAACAGAGUGAGAAUGUGUCAGAGUCGGGAUGCUCACCCGCUACAGUGAGUGGGCCGCCAUCGCGCAACAUUUGUGAUUUAGCCUUAGUUACUACUUGAGGCACUUGUGAUCGAAUUCCUCGUUAAAUGCUGACUGGUGACAUCAUGCCACCAGUCCUAGGAGCUCUACGCUCGCCAUUUGAGCUGGUCUCAAAUUGUCACAGCGAGGCACGCACGGAGCGUCUCAUCGCAACCCGUAAAAAUUGAGAUCUCCAAAUCGGUUUCCUGUAGAUUCUAUAAUUAAUUUAUUAUUAACAAUAGCAUAGGAAGCUGACCGGGAACUUUAUCUAGGUAAAUGUCGAAGGAUUCACCGAUUCGCCCUUUAAUAUUAUUUAUUCAGAGUUCAGUAAAAGAGCACUAAUACCAUUUGUUUUACUUAUUUGUAAUUCGGAUAGUUAUGUAACUGAUUUUAUUUCAUUUUUAAAUCAAUUUGAUACUUGAAUAAAAUAAUGUGCUAUUCAUACUGAUUGGUCAAAGGAUUCCA
Hyposmocoma kahamanoa is the source of this 2028-nucleotide messenger RNA. RefSeq lists its product as uncharacterized. The record is from RefSeq and is a predicted model, not a curated record. The coding region runs from base 186 to 1604 and encodes 472 amino acids. NCBI's taxonomy places the organism in Eukaryota, Metazoa, Arthropoda, Insecta, Lepidoptera, Cosmopterigidae. The transcript has a single exon.